CAAGUGUUUACUGGAUAAUCUCCCUCUUGUACUCUGUCCAUGUGACUCUCUCUCUGUCUCUCUAAUCCUCCUACAGUUAUUCUCACCUUAAAUCGCCACUCAUCCUGCAGAGUGUCUCAGGGUGACAACAGAGUGGAGAGGCAGGGCAGCCAUGGUGAGUCCCGGGCAGAAAGUGGUGCUGAUCACAGGCUGCUCCUCCGGUAUCGGUCUGAGGAUGGCCGUGAUGCUGGCCAAGGAUGAAAAGAAGCGCUAUCACGUCAUAGCAACGAUGCGUGACCUGAAACGUAAAGAUAAGCUGGUGGAAGCUGCCGGGGAUGCAUACGGGAAAACUCUUUCUCUGGCUGUACUGGACGUCUGCAACGAUGAGUCCGUCAAACAGUGUCUUAAUGGCAUUAAAGAUCGACACGUGGAUGUCCUCAUCAAUAACGCAGGUAUCGGACUAGUGGGUCCAAUAGAGAGCAUCCCCAUCGAAGAGAUGAAGAAAGUGUUUGAGACCAAUUUCUUUGGGGUGAUCCGCAUGAUAAAGGAGGUGAUACCUGACAUGAAGAAGAGGAAAGGAGGACACAUCAUCGUGGUCAGCAGUGUGAUGGGACUGCAAGGUGUGGUGUUUAAUGACGUGUAUGCAGCUUCCAAGUUUGCCAUCGAGGGCUUCUGUGAGAGUUUGGCUGUGCAGCUCUUGAAGUUUAAUGUCACCUUGUCGCUGAUUGAGCCGGGCCCGGUGCGCACAGAAUUUGAGGCGAAGAUGAUAGAGGAUGUGAAGCAGAAGGAGUAUCCUGGAGCUGAUCCUGAUACGGUGAAUUACUUCAAAAACGUCUACCUUCCUUCUUCUGUUGACAUCUUUGAGACACUGGGACAAACGCCUGAUGACGUCGCCAGGUGUACCAAGAAAGUGAUUGAAGCAAGCAGGCCGCGCUUCCGUAAUCUGACCAACCCCUUGUACACUCCCAUCGUAGCGCUGAAAUACGCUGAUGAAACUGGAGGCCUGUCUGUCCAUGCCUUCUACCAGAUGCUCUUUAACCUGGGACCUCUAAUGCACGUCAGCAUGACUGUCAUGAAGUACCUCACCUGUGGAUGUCUGAGGAGCAGGACAGUUGCACCGAACUAGAAACUUAUAUCUUUUACACAAAUGUGAAACUCCGUGAGGAUUUAGACCACAAGCUACCUUGGCUUAAAAACAGCUUUAAAUAGAUAAUCUUUUGUGAGCUGCCAUAUUUCCUUCUGUUUAUAAAUUUAUCUAAUAAGCAUUACCCCGCUUGUAGAAGAACCAGAAUUUUUUAAUAUUUCGAAACAUAUGCAGGAUGAGUUCAUAAGUUUUGUCCAGAGCAUCAACUGGGGGAACAUACUUGUAGGAAAAUCUCUGGAAGAAGACAGUCAAAGAUUUACCGAACAUCUGCAGAGAUCAAUUGAUGCAUUUACAUGCAACAACAACAUUGGUAAAAAAAAAAUAUCAUUAAGUCUAAUGACUAAACGGGAUAUGGCUUUAAAGUCUGCCAUUGAAUCUAAAGCAAGCAGAGAUAGACAUACUUUCACUGUGCUACGGAGUCAAAGAGAUAAGGGUGGCCAAAGCUAACUUUUUUUUUUACCAUAAUUAAAAAAAAAAGCAGAAAGUAAUACUAAAAUUAUUUGGAGCCAGUUAAGAAAACUAAUGGGACAUAAUGUUAACAAUGCCAAAUCACUUGAACGUUGUUAGUUGAAAAUUAAGAGACAAGCCAGCUGAGGUAGCUACAGUUCUCAAUAAUCAUUUCAUUGACUCAGAAGAAAAUAUUAUUAAGUAUUUUUCCUCUGAACACAAGAAUCCUCCUUGCCAAGUCAGACAGUUAGAAACCAGCUUUUAAUAUAAAUAUAUCACUGAGGUAGAUGUUAUAAGAGUGAUUUGAUCUCUGAGACCAUCGCGAGCAAAAGAUGUCAUUGGUAUGAACUCUAUUAUGCUGAAAGACCUUUCAGAAAAUUUAUCCUAAUCAAUUACGGAAAUUUUUAACCUUUAUCCUACUUAACACAACGGAACCAGUUUGUUAGAGUCAAUCAGGUGCUCGCUCCUUAUCUGCCGGUGUUCCACAGGGAUCGAUUUUGGGUCCACUUUUAUCUUCUUUGUAUGUAAAUAACAUGCUAAAUGUUUGUCCCAAUGCCAUCACCCAAAUGUAUGCAGAUGACACAGUAAUCUUUGUACAUGCUGACAAUGCAGCUCAAACUGCUGAUCUGCUAACAAACUCACUGCAAAAAAUAACAGAAUGGCUAAAUCACAAUUGCCUUCAACUGAAUGUAUCCAAAACUGUAUGUGUGUUUUUAAGUAAAUUUAAAAGUUGUUGUUCACAUCACCGGAUGUAGUUGUAGUGGGGGAGAGACUUCAAGUUGUUUCACAUUUCAAAUACCUUGAAAUAUACAUUGAUAACAAUCUUAUUUUUAAAUUGCAUAUGAAGGUUUGUAAUAACAUUAAGUUUAACCUGGCAAACUUCAGACACGUCUGCAGUUGCAUGUCACCAAGGGCCGCUAUGAGGUUCAUGCACUCAAUGAUUUUAUCCCAUUUCACCUUCUGUUUGACAACCUGGCCAAAAGCAAACAACACUUCUCUCAAACCACUACUCUCUCUAUACAAACAAAACUCUUAAAAUACUUGAUAGGAAAUCCAUACACUGUCAUCAUUGUCAUGUUU
Molecule: messenger RNA, 2650 nt
Organism: Etheostoma spectabile (orangethroat darter)
Lineage: Eukaryota; Metazoa; Chordata; Actinopteri; Perciformes; Percidae
Product: retinol dehydrogenase 8
Exons: 6
Coding region: 152-1105 (317 amino acids)
Biological process (GO): estrogen biosynthetic process; retinol metabolic process
Cellular component (GO): cytosol; cytoplasm
Molecular function (GO): all-trans-retinol dehydrogenase (NAD+) activity; estradiol 17-beta-dehydrogenase [NAD(P)+] activity
Source: RefSeq, a predicted model, not a curated record